Molecule: messenger RNA, 1575 nt
Organism: Penicillium argentinense
Lineage: Eukaryota; Fungi; Ascomycota; Eurotiomycetes; Eurotiales; Aspergillaceae
Product: PH domain protein
Exons: 4
Coding region: 1-1575 (524 amino acids)
Source: RefSeq, a predicted model, not a curated record
AUGUCGACCCCGACAAGUCCCGUGGAGCACCAGCUCCCGCAGCGGUCGGCGACGCUGUCCAGCAGCAUGACCCGCCGCACGUCGAUGAGUGACGAUGAGGCUAUCCCCGAUACCGAUAGCAGCCAGACUACCACCCUUCUUAUUGAACGUCUGCGGGCAUGGAAGCACACUUGUGGAACCUUGGAAGACUACAUGACUGCUACUUCCAAGGUGUCCAAGUCCCAGUCGAAGGACCAUGAGAAGAUCCUGAAGACCGUCAGUGAUCCGUUGAAGGAGAGCCACCAUUUUAGCUCCAGUGCCGGAGGUGUGGCAGGUCUAGUUGAGAAUAUGCGCAACAAUUCUCAGGGUAUGGUCAACAUGUACCUUGAUACCGAAAAGAACCUGAAGGGCAGCGUGCUCCCGACUCUGGAACGCCUCCACAAAGAGAUCAAGAACAAGUCCAAGGAGCUGAAGUCUGGAGCUGCCAAGGGAGCCAAGGCCGUGGAGAAGGCUCGCCAGCUGACCCAGAAGCACAUCGAGCUCCUCGGCCAGAACUCCGCCUCUUACGAUGCCGCUGCGGGCAACAAGAUCGAAACCGCUCAUGACCCCUACAUCCUGAAGCGUGGUAUCAACCACCGUUUGAACAAGCAGGUCACUGAGGAGAACAACCACCGAAAUGAUAUCCUCGCCGUGCAGAACUCGUUCCAGCAGUUCGAAGCGCACGUUUUGCAGACCCUGCAGAGUGCUCUGGAGCAAUUCUUCCAGCUGAUGGGUGGCCAACUCGACCGCCAGCGUGCUAUGUAUGGCGAUAUCCUGGCUACUGCUCAGCGUAUCCCGCCUGAUUUUGAGUGGGUGAACUUUGUGGUUCGAAACGACGCAACCCUCGUGAACCCCGAUUCGCCGCCGCGCUCAUUUGAGAGCAUUACCUUCCCCAAUAUGGACCACCGAUCCACGCAGCCUCUGAUUGAGGGCUCUUUGGAGCGCCGCUCGCGCGCUGUUAUCAAGGGCUACAGCACGGGCUACUACGUCGUUACCCCUGCCCGCUACCUGCACGAAUUCAAGGACAACGACGACUUCCGCCGCGAUCCCACCCCGGAGCUGUCGCUGUAUCUGCCCGACUGCAUUGUGGGUGCCAUUGACGGCGUCAAAUUUAACGUCAAGGGCAAGGAUGUCUCGAGUGGCAAGGUCGGUAACGCUUUCCACACCACGACAGAGCUCAGCUUCAAGGCCCACACUGCUAGCGAUGCCGAGAAGUGGUGGACCGUUAUCAAGGACGCCACUCGCGGUCCCACCCCGGCUCCGACCCUUUCUAUGCCCACUGCCACCUCCCCCACGGGCUCGGCUGUCCCUACCAGCCCUGCCGGUAGCACUACUCAGAACAACCCUCCUGUCUACUCCGAGAAGGAGAAGGAAGCCACCGCUACUAGCCCUGUAGAGGCAACGGCUGCUUCUCCGGCUACCGAUACAAAGGAGAAAGCACCAAGCCCUGGCAUCAGCCGUACUGCUAGCACUGCUAGCCACUUCCACACCUCUCCCGGUGGAUCGGCUGUCCAGGAGACCUCCGAGAAGCCCGCUGAGAAGUCCGAGAAGUCCUAA